CACUCGGGAUGCUGGAGGAGAGGGGCAGGUUCGGUGUUCCCGCCGGAGGGGAGAUGGAGAGGUUGCCUCCUGCCAUGCGGAAGAGGCUGUACAGUCUCCCCCAGCAGAUAGGAACCAAAGACAACAUGAUGGAGUGCGACGGAGACCGUGAGCCCAACCGAAGGAGCAUUAAGAUGAAGCCACUUCCCUCACCUACUGGGGGAGGCGCAAGGUGGGCUGGGGACGCCAAGGGAGGGGAAGGCAAGACGGUGGAAACAGAUGUCAGUAAGCUCGGCAAGACCAGCUCCAACGGGGACUGCCGGCGUUUCCGUGGAAGCCUCUCCUCCGUCGGCAGCAGGCAACUGCACGAAGACGAUGUGGCUGAGGGCAAGCGCCUGAUCGGUGAAGGGGAGUCCACUCCGAGCGAGGGCACCAACCCGGGCAGCGAGGACGGCUCGAGCUCGGGGUCAGCUUCGGUACAGAGCGGGCGACCGGGCGUCAAGCAGCCGACGGCGGCGGCGACCGAGCAAGAGGAAAGGUCGGCGUUGUUUAAAGCGGACGGCACCGACCAGAUCUUCCUGGAAGACGACUUGCGGGCCAGCCAAACCGGCUUCAUGCAAAGACAGUUCGGAGCAAUGCUGCAGCCCGGAGUUAACAAGUUUUCCCUGAGAAUGUUUGGGAGCCAGAAGGCUGUAGAGAGGGAGCAGGAGCGCGUCAAAUCGGCGGGGUUUUGGAUUGUUCAUCCUUACAGCGAUUUCAGGUUCUACUGGGAUCUGACUAUGCUGCUUCUCAUGGUGGGAAACCUGAUCAUCAUUCCUGUGGGAAUUACAUUCUUUAAGGAUGAGAACACCACUCCAUGGAUUGUCUUCAAUGUCGUGUCAGACACUUUCUUUCUUGUUGAUCUAGUACUGAAUUUUAGAACUGGGAUUGUCGUGGAGGACAACACAGAGAUUAUUUUAGACCCUCAGAAAAUUAAGAUGAAGUACCUGAAGAGCUGGUUUGUGGUGGACUUCAUAUCCUCCAUCCCAGUUGACUAUAUUUUUCUAAUAGUAGAAACGAGGAUCGACUCAGAAGUUUAUAAGACUGCCAGGGCACUGCGGAUUGUAAGGUUUACCAAGAUUCUCAGCCUCCUCCGGUUGUUACGGUUAUCCCGUCUUAUCCGCUACAUCCACCAGUGGGAAGAGAUCUUCCACAUGACUUAUGACCUGGCAAGCGCAGUGGUGCGAAUCGUGAACUUGAUUGGGAUGAUGCUCUUGUUAUGCCAUUGGGAUGGUUGCCUGCAAUUCCUGGUGCCCAUGUUGCAAGAUUUCCCAGCAGAAUGCUGGGUGUCUCUCAACCAUAUGGUGGAAGAUUCCUGGACAAAGCAAUACUCGUAUGCACUGUUCAAAGCCAUGAGCCACAUGCUGUGCAUCGGGUAUGGGCAACAGGCUCCGGUUGGCAUGUCUGAUGUCUGGUUGACCAUGCUCAGUAUGAUAGUCGGGGCUACCUGCUAUGCCAUGUUCAUCGGCCAUGCCACAGCUCUCAUCCAGUCUUUGGACUCCUCUCGGAGGCAAUAUCAGGAGAAGUACAAACAGGUGGAGCAGUACAUGUCCUUCCACAAGCUGCCAGCUGACAUGCGCCAGAGAAUCCAUGAUUACUAUGAGCAUCGUUUCCAGGGCAAGAUGUUUGACGAGGAGAGUAUACUUGGGGAACUGAGUGAGCCUCUCCGUGAGGAAAUCAUUAACUUCAACUGCAGGAAGCUAGUGGCAUCCAUGCCUCUCUUUGCGAACGCAGAUCCCAACUUCGUCACGUCCAUGCUGACUAAACUGCUCUUUGAGGUCUUCCAGCCUGGGGAUUAUAUCAUCCGCGAGGGAACAAUAGGAAAGAAGAUGUACUUCAUUCAGCAUGGGCUCGUCAGUGUCCUUACAAAAGGCAAUAAGGAGACCAAACUAUCAGACGGUUCCUACUUUGGAGAGAUUUGCCUGUUGACUCGUGGUCGUCGAACAGCAAGCGUGCGAGCUGACACUUACUGCAGGCUGUACUCACUCUCUGUGGACCACUUCAAUGAAGUAUUGGAAGAAUACCCGAUGAUGAGACGUGCCUUUGAGACAGUGGCUCUGGACAGGCUCGACAGGAUAGGAAAGAAAAACUCUAUCUUGUUGCACAAGGUGCAGAACGACCUCAACUCGGGUGCUCUAAACUACCAGGAGAGCGAGAUCAUUCAGCAGAUCGUGCAGCACGACCGGGAGAUGGCGCAGAGCGUGCAGAAGCCGGCGGCCGACGUCUCCGCCCCAGCCCCGGUCAUCUGGACGCCCCUGGUGCAAGCGCCACUGCAAACUGCCGCCGCCACCACGUCGGUGGCCAUCGCCCUCACUCACCACCACCCGCGCCUCCCCGGGGGAAUGUUCCAGCCACCGCUGUCAAUCCUGGGUUCCCUGGGACAGCAAUCAGGACAGACGCCGAGCCAGUUACAGAAAGCGCAGCAGCCCGCCUCCACCCCGGGACCUUCGUCGGCGGGCUCCCCGUCCGCCACCCCAUCUCAGCUGCAGACCCCGCGGGCCGAGUCGCCUUCGGCUGCCCUGUUCCAGACCCACCAGCUGGCGGGUGGCUCGUCCUCCUCCAGCGGCCUGAGCCAAAUGCAGCAGCUCGGCGCUUCCUCGCCCACCGGAGGCUCGACUCGCGUGGCCCCGGGAGGGGCGCCGGCCGGCCGGGGGCAAGCGCAGCGCUCCAGGUCUGGCUCCGGCUCGCCUUCUCCCAGCCUGGGGCAGCUCCAGCACCUUCUGGGCAGCUCGCCGGUCUCCGCCCUCCAGUCCCCCGCCUUGGGAUCGUCCUCCCCGGUUUUCGCCCGGAUCCACCUCUCCUCGCCUGGCCCCGCUCUCCAGCCCGCGCCCAAGGCGGCGCCGGUGAACAGUGGGCACCGUCACUUCGCGGGCAGCGCCCAGCCUGUUGGGCUAAGGCAGUGUCCCCAACGGGCCGCCAGCUCACCCUUGGCCAGUCCUGGCCAGCUCGCCCAAGCCGGGGUGGCCUCCCCUCUGCCCGGUUUGAGCCACCUGCCUCAUACCGCCGCUAGCACCCCGUCGCCGCACUUUGCAAGGCCACAGGGAGGCGUAGGGCAACUCAUGAGCCCCGUGCUCCAAGUCCAAGGGGAACAGCUCAGCCACUCAGCCGCCGGGUCGCUGCUGCAGCACUCGGGCAGCAACGUACCUUCGCCCUACAUCCCCCACACCCCGAGCCCCCCGCUUCCAAGUCCGGGGCCUACACGAACAUUUCAGUGCGACCGCCCCGAUGGGUCGAGCUCCCCGACUGCUCUCCUCUUGCCUCAAGGCCCACUCCAGCAAAUCGUUACCGUCAAAAGCACGCAGCCGAUGGGACGCCUCACGCAGGACCUUAAAAUGAUCUCCACGUCUCAGCCUUCUUUGCCCCAGGAGUUGGCGCAAGCGUUGCAUCGGAGCGGUCCUUCCUCAGUAAGGGAAUCUGGGGGGAGCUUAGCGACAUUUUCUCGGGCUGGACGCCCGAAUAAACCUUGCAGCUCCAUCUCUGAGCGUAUGACUCUACCCAAGCAGAUGUCUUCAGGAUCUUUACCUCAACCGCAAGGACAAAUACCGGGAGCAUCUGCUGCUAAUUUCCCAACGUUACCUAAAGACAAAACCGUUCCCCGGAAGGGAUCAAUAGGCUUUGGUUCCGAUUUGGAAUCUGUCCGAUCUAAGCUUCCUUCUAACUUGUGA
Mobula hypostoma (lesser devil ray) is the source of this 3683-nucleotide messenger RNA. RefSeq names its product potassium/sodium hyperpolarization-activated cyclic nucleotide-gated channel 3-like. Gene Ontology annotation, cellular component: axon; membrane; dendrite. The transcript has 8 exons. Lineage: Eukaryota; Metazoa; Chordata; Chondrichthyes; Myliobatiformes; Myliobatidae. Gene Ontology annotation, molecular function: voltage-gated potassium channel activity. The record is from RefSeq and is a predicted model, not a curated record. The coding region runs from base 9 to 3683 and encodes 1224 amino acids. Gene Ontology annotation, biological process: sodium ion transmembrane transport; potassium ion transmembrane transport; regulation of membrane depolarization.